AUGGUGGACGGGGCAGCGGAGCAGCCGCCCCCGCGGCCGUGCAAGCGCUGCAAGGCGACGCCCGCGCCGUAUAUCCUCCGCAACGACCCGACCUGCCGGGACUGCUACGUCGACUACGUCGAAGCCAAGGCCGGCCGCCGCCUCGGGGCCGUCGCCCGCGAGACACGCACGUCGGCGGCCCCGGCCCCGCGGCGCUACAUCGCCGGCCUCUCCUUUGGCGCCUCGUCGGCCGUCAUGACGCGCGUGCUCGACGGCAGCGCAAAGUACCACUCGUCGGCCAAGAAGGGUUCCGCGGCCGCGGCGUUUGAGGCCCUCGUCGUGCACGUCGACACCGACUUGCGCUUCAACCCCCCACCACCACAAUUGCCGUCGCCGCCGCACUCCUCCUCUCCUCCAACAACAUCUUCAUCCUCGUCUUCGUCUUCACCCCGUUGCUGCUCCCCCGCCGCGGCGCGCCUCCUCGACCGCUACCGCGCGCGUUUCCCCAACGUGUCGUUUGCGUGCGUGCACCUGAGCAGGGCGCUGCGCCUGCGGACCGUGGACUGGGCGGCGCUUCUGCCUCCCGGAGCACAGAAGCCAGAAGAAACGCUCGAACAGGCUAAUGACGCCAACGGCAAGAAUGGCAAUGGCGAGAAUAGCGACGACUCGGAGCGCCUGCGCCGGUUCCUGGACAGGCUCCCCUCGGCGACGGCCCGCGCAGACGUCACGCGCCUGCUCGUGCGCCACGUCCUGCUCGACAUGGCCCUCGCGGGGUCCUACUCGGCGCUGCUCCUGGGGCACAGCACGACGGCGCUCGCGGCGCUGACGCUCGCGGAGGUGGCUAACGGGCGGGGGUACUCGGUGCCGUGGCAGGUCAACGAUGGGCUGUACCCGGUGCGCACGUACGGCGAUGACAGCAACAGCAAUGGCCCUUCCGGCGGCGACGGCGCCGCGGAGGAGGAAGGACAGCAGCAGCAGCAGCAGCAGCAGCAGCAGCGGAACGCAGCAGAAGAGGUCCAGCAGGAGGGCACAAGAGGGAAGAAGGAAAAGGAGACGACACUCGCCCACGUCCCCGUCUUCUACCCCAUGCGCGAAGUCUUCGGCGCCGAGAUCACGCAGUACCUAGACCUCGCCCCAGAGCUAGGCGAGCUCGUCGCCGCCGCCGCCGCCGUCACCUCCUCCUCCCUCUCCUCGUCCGGCACCGGCACCGGCAGCAUCGUGUCGCACAAGGACCUGAGCAUCGCCGAGGUCAUGAGCCGGUACUUUGCCAGCGUGGAGGGCCCCUACGAAGGCAUCGUGGCCAACGUGGUGCGCACGACGGGCAAGCUCGACAGGACGGCGCCGUCGUCGUCAUCGUCGGCGCCCGGGGCGGGGCUGUGCGGACUGUGCGGCAUGGCGCUGGAUGAGCAGGGGGACUCGCGCUGGGCGGGGGAGCUGGGCGACGAGGAGGAGGAGGAGGAGGAUGACGGCGACUGCAUCCCGGGGCGCAGUCCAAGAGCGCGGCUCUGCUACGGCUGCAAGCGGUCCGUCAAUGGGUAG
Molecule: messenger RNA, 1518 nt
Organism: Purpureocillium lilacinum
Lineage: Eukaryota; Fungi; Ascomycota; Sordariomycetes; Hypocreales; Ophiocordycipitaceae
Product: cytoplasmic tRNA 2-thiolation protein 2
Biological process (GO): tRNA wobble position uridine thiolation
Cellular component (GO): cytosol
Molecular function (GO): tRNA binding; sulfurtransferase activity
Source: RefSeq, a predicted model, not a curated record